GUUUUUUGGGCCGUUGCGAAAAAUUCCAUUUUGGGCGAGGAGCGAUGGCGAGCUUGCCGCGGGCGACGCGCUCCUUGCACCCUCUUCGCUUCCUGAUCGAGACGCGCUUCAUGCUGCUCUUCCUCGUCGUCCUAAGCGCCGGUCUCGUCUUCUGGGCUCUCGGCGACGACAUGGAGGGCAUCGACGCGUCUGUGGAGCUCCACGCGGACCGCGUCCAUGCGCUCUGGACCGACGAGACGUACCAGUGUCUCGGAUGGCGAGCCACGGCCAACUGCAAUCCGCACGGGUGGCGCAAGCCGUCCAGAGACCGCGGCUGCAGCGAUGUCAUCGAGCCCGGCAUGAGCGGGUACUGCGAGAUCCGUAACCGGACGAGCGGCGAGAUCUUCCAAGUGAUGCUCACGGCGUGCGACAGCAUCAAGGACAAGACAUUUACCUGCAUGGAGGCGCGUGACUUCACCGACUACAGCAUCCGCGCCGCAUCCGCGCCCGCGGUGUCGCCCUCGACGCCGAUGCUGCGGACAUUUGCCAACGCCACCAAUGGCAUCGUCAUGUCCAUCUACCCCAGCGUGCUCCCCAAUGUGUAUGCUAUUGUACGCAUGCUGCGCUUCUACAACUGUAUGCUGCCCAUGGAGCUGUGGUACGAGCCGCAUCAGAUGUCGGAUGUGGCGACCAACCCGAUCUUGGCGGCGCUCGAGGCCAACUACGGUCCGCUGGUGUUCCGACCCAUUGCCGACAAGCGCGCAACGGGCUACAUGACCAAGCCCUUUGCUGUCGCGCACAGCCAGUUUGAGAACGUCCUCUUCCUCGACUCGGACAACCUCCCGACACGAGACCCGACCUUUCUCUUCACGUCUCCGCAGUUUCUCGAAAGCGGCGCGAUCUUUUGGCCCGACUACUGGCACGAUAGCUCGUCGCCCUUCAACGUCCAUGCGCGGUCGCUGCUCUGGGAGCUUGUGGAUAUGCCGUUCGUCGAUAUGCUCGAGCAAGAGUCGGGGCAGCUCGUCGUUGCGCGGCACCGGUGCGCGACGGCAUUGGCCAAGGUGCUGCAUUACGCGCUGGAGACGCCGCCGCUGCUACAAAAGUACGGCCUCGUGUGGGGCGACAAGGACCUGUUCCGGCUCGCGUGGUUCAACACGUCGACGCCGUUCGCGUUCGUACCGCACCCGCCGGCCCUCGGCGGCUUUACGAAAGACGAGUACGUCGACGCGGUCGCGCCGGUCCCGAGCGUCUUGUACUGGCACGCCGUGUCUUUUUGCGGCAUCGCGAUGCUGCAGCACGACUUUGACGGGCGCAUCCUCUUUGUUCACCGCAACAGCGUCAAGCUCACGGGCGAGGCGGACCAGACGCCGCUCGUGACGCACGCACAGACGUCGACGCUGCCGACGCACGCGAGUCCGCUCCUCGGGCACGGCAAGGAGUACUUUAUCCAGCUCUUUGGCCACACGCUGGGACAGAAGGCGUGCUACGUACUCGCGAGCGCCGGGAGGAUCGAGGCUGUCGACGCGAUCGACGACUCGAUGGCCAAGGUCGAGAAGAUGGCGAUUCACUACGCGAUCGAGGCGGGUGACAUGCUCCGCGCGGUGGCUCGGCGGCGCAAGGAGCAUGGCGCUGGCCACUGGCUCCUGCCCUUUGACACACUCGACGCUCGCCACACGGGAGAGGACGCGAUUCCUGUCAUGUACUGGGUUACCGUUCACAUGCUUGUCGGCGGGUUGGCUGGCUGGACGUGGCGACGUCGCCAGCGCUCGGUGACAAAAGGGCCGACUUUGGACAGAGCCAUACCGCCCCCGUACCAGAUUCUGUAGCCGAGAAGGACAGCUAACCUGUACAUACAUAUAUCAACUUGCAGCAA
Saprolegnia diclina VS20 is the source of this 1852-nucleotide messenger RNA. RefSeq lists its product as hypothetical. The transcript is spliced from 4 exons. Gene Ontology annotation, molecular function: alpha-1,2-mannosyltransferase activity. Gene Ontology annotation, cellular component: Golgi apparatus. Lineage: Eukaryota; Oomycota; Saprolegniomycetes; Saprolegniales; Saprolegniaceae. Gene Ontology annotation, biological process: mannan biosynthetic process. The record is from RefSeq and is a predicted model, not a curated record. The coding region runs from base 45 to 1805 and encodes 586 amino acids.